UUUGCCUUAAGUUACUGUGGAUAGACACCAAAUAUAUAUUUUGCUGGAAAAUUAUCAUUAGUGCUUCAAAGGUUCGGUGCUUUGGGUUGUCAGUAAGUGCAACUCGAAGACGGCUUCCCAAGGACUAUAUUCAAUGUGAAUAUGUCUAUGCUGUCAUCAGUUACGAGCCCUUUCACGCCGCCGAUUGUGAAACGACUCUUGGGCUGGAAUAAAGGUGAAGGCGAAGACAGGUGGAGCGAAAAAGCAGUGAAAAGUUUAGUGAAAAAGUUGAAGAAAACUGGUGGACUUGACGAGCUAGAGAAGGCAAUCACCACACAAAACCCAAAUACUAAGUGCAUAACAAUUCCCAGAUCGUUAGAUGGUCGACUGCAGGUGUCUCACAGAAAGGGCCUACCACACGUCAUUUACUGCCGGCUGUGGCGCUGGCCUGAUCUGCAGUCGCACCAUGAACUAAAGGCACUCGACUGCUGCGAGUACGCCUUCAGCCUCAAGCGCGACGAAGUCUGUGUUAACCCGUACCACUACACCCGCGUAGAAGCACCCGUUCUUCCUGCAGUCCUAGUCCCAAGACACCCUCCAGGAGAGGUGCCGUCAGAACUGCCGCCACUGGACAAUAACUACGGAACAUCGAUACCUGAGAAUACCAAUUUACCUGAGAACUUUGACAGCAACUCGUUCAGUUUGCCAGAAACACCUCCACCUGGCUACAUGUCAGAAGACGGCGAUCAAGAGCAACAGAGUCCAGCAAUGGAUUCGAUCGCCUCGUCGCCGAGCAACUGGGACGCGGUCGCGGACACGAUCCCGACGUCUCCGAGCCCGCCGCUCGACGUGAUGCCGGUGACGUACUGCGAGCCUGCAUUCUGGUGCUCCAUCUCCUACUACGAGCUGAACACGCGCGUUGGCGAGACGUUCCACGCGUCGCAGCCGUCCGUCACCGUCGAUGGCUUCACGGACCCUUCCAACUCGGAGCGCUUCUGCCUCGGCCUGCUCUCCAACGUCAACCGCAGCCAGGUCGUCGAGAUGACGAGGCGGCAUGUCGGUAAAGGUGUGCGACUGUACUACAUCGGUGGAGAGGUGUUUGCGGAGUGUCUGAGCGAGAGCAGCAUCUUCGUGCAGAGCCCCAACUGCAACCAGAGGUACGGCUGGCACCCUGCCACCGUCUGCAAGAUACCACCAGGUUGCAACUUGAAGAUUUUCAACAACCAGGAGUUUGCGGCGCUGCUGUCGCAGUCGGUCGGCCAGGGAUUCGAGGCCGUCUAUCAGCUAACGAGGAUGUGCACGAUCCGCAUGAGCUUUGUCAAGGGCUGGGGCGCCGAGUACCGCCGACAGACCGUCACCAGCACCCCCUGCUGGAUCGAGCUGCACUUAAAUGGACCAUUGCAGUGGCUUGACAAGGUGCUCACACAGAUGGGCUCGCCGCGCAUUCCUUGCACGAGCAUGUCCUGAGGCGCCUUCUCGGCCGUCCGCCGAACACUACGCUUGGAAUCUCUCGAUCGUCGCGCGGCGUGACCCAGCCCCUCGUGACGCCUGACCCGCGCCCCGCCGAGGCGCGAGUCGGAUUCGGCGGACAGGCGUACGUCUUGCUUGCGGGUUGUCGGCGGCCGGGGG
Priapulus caudatus is the source of this 1608-nucleotide messenger RNA. Its product is annotated as mothers against decapentaplegic homolog 3-like. Gene Ontology annotation, cellular component: heteromeric SMAD protein complex. The transcript is spliced from 7 exons. Gene Ontology annotation, biological process: BMP signaling pathway; transforming growth factor beta receptor signaling pathway; cell differentiation. Lineage: Eukaryota; Metazoa; Priapulida; Priapulimorpha; Priapulimorphida; Priapulidae. The record is from RefSeq and is a predicted model, not a curated record. The coding region runs from base 142 to 1446 and encodes 434 amino acids. Gene Ontology annotation, molecular function: RNA polymerase II cis-regulatory region sequence-specific DNA binding; DNA-binding transcription factor activity, RNA polymerase II-specific; I-SMAD binding.